This is a messenger RNA of Momordica charantia (bitter melon), 995 nucleotides long. The record is from RefSeq and is a predicted model, not a curated record. NCBI's taxonomy places the organism in Eukaryota, Viridiplantae, Streptophyta, Magnoliopsida, Cucurbitales, Cucurbitaceae.
AAUAAGAAAAGAAAAUGGGUUAUUUCUCCAUCAGAAGCAACUCCGUGGCCGCGGUAGCGGCGGCAGUGUUCGUUGUUGCAGUUGUACAGCUGCAGACGGCGGCGUUUGCGAAAGAUCAGCGGGAGUUUGACUACUUUGUGCUGGCUCUACAAUGGCCAGGCAGUGCCUGCAAAAACAUAAGUUAUUGCUGCCAAGACAACGGUUGCUGCCGUGGAUCUCAGACUCCCACUCAAUUUACAAUUCAUGGGCUGUGGCCUCAGUAUGAAGUCAAAGGAUGGCCUUCAUGUUGCACUGAUGAAAGCUUUAAUGAAAAUGAGAUUUUUGUGUUGAGGAAGAUUCUUCCGGAGAUUUGGCCAAGUUAUCGAUGUGGUUCUGUAACAUCCUGCAAUAAUAAAAAAGGAUCAUUUUGGGCUGAAGAGUAUGAGAAGCAUGGAACCUGCGCAGCUCCUGUAAUCGAGGGCCAAUAUAAUUACUUUUCCACAGCCAUCGGCCUUUUCAACACGCACAACGUCACUAAAGCUCUGGAGAAUGCUGGAAUUGUAGCUUCUGAUACUGUAAAGUAUCCUUUAAAUGAUGUCAUGGCUGCAGUUGAGUUUGCUUUUGGAGGAACUCCAAAGAUUAUGUGUGGUAAAAAGGGAAUUAUCAAGGAGCUCUACCUAUGCUUUGACAAAAAAUUUAAGCCACGUAAUUGUGACGAGACAAAAUCGUGCCCUAAAAAAGUUAAGCUCCCAACAAUUGAGCAAUUGGAGUCUUACAUGGGUGAGGGAGCAAUUCCAAGGAUGGCUGAAAUUGCUGAAGCAGUUAUCUAAACUUGUGUUUGGGCCAAGAAGUUAUUGAAAAUCCUUUCAAUUUCUUGCUAAUGAUCUCAGUUUUCACCAUGAAAUUUUGGAACUUUCAUUUGGUUGAAAGGCCCCAUUAUGUGGACUUGCUUUUCUAAGUAAAAAGAGUCGUGGAUGAUAAAUAAAAUGAUCAUUUGGAAUUGGAUGUGUUUUUAA